AUGUCAAGUGUGGGACAGGGGUUUUAUUGGGAUCUCAUAAUGCUGUUCCUGAUGGUGGGGAAUUUGAUCAUCCUGCCUGUGGGCAUCACCUUCUUCAAGGAUGAAAACACCCCACCCUGGAUCGUUUUCAACGUGCUUUCGGACACUUUCUUCUUGGCUGAUCUGGUGCUGAACUUCCGGACAGGCAUCGUGGUGGAGGACAACACAGAGAUCAUCCUUGACCCUCACACCAUCAAAAUGAAGUACUUGAAGAGCUGGUUCCUGGUUGACUUUAUUUCCUCCAUCCCAGUUGAUUACAUCUUCCUCAUCGUUGACCUGGAGACCCAGGUGGAUUCUGAUGUCUACAAGACAGCUCGGGCCUUGCGCAUCGUCCGCUUCACCAAGAUCCUUAGCCUGCUGCGCCUGCUGCGCCUCUCACGCCUCAUCCGCUACAUCCACCAAUGGGAGGAGAUCUUCCAUAUGACAUAUGACCUGGCCAGUGCUGUAGUGAGGAUCUUCAACCUCAUUGGCAUGAUGCUGCUGCUGUGUCACUGGGAUGGCUGCCUCCAGUUCCUGGUGCCCAUGUUGCAAGACUUCCCAGAGGACUGCUGGGUCUACAUCAACCACAUGGUGAACGACUCCUGGGGGAAGCAGUACUCGCACGCCCUCUUCAAGGCCAUGAGCCACAUGCUGUGCAUUGGCUAUGGGCAGCAGGCACCCAAGGGCAUGACCGACGUCUGGCUCACCAUGCUGAGCAUGAUUGUGGGGGCCACCUGCUAUGCCAUGUUCAUCGGCCACGCCACUGCCCUCAUCCAGUCCCUGGACUCGUCCCGGCGCCAGUACCAGGAGAAGUACAAGCAAGUGGAGCAGUACAUGUCAUUCCACAAGCUGCCUGGGGACACACGCCAGCGGAUCCACGAGUACUAUGAGCACCGCUACCAGGGCAAGAUGUUUGACGAGGAGAACAUCCUGGGGGAGCUCAGCGAGCCACUCAAAGAGGAAAUCAUCAACUUCAACUGCCGCAACCUGGUGGCCAACAUGCCUCUGUUUGCCAACGCAGACCCCAACUUUGUGACCGCCAUGCUGACCAAGCUGCGCUUUGAGGUCUUCCAGCCUGGGGACUUCAUCAUCCGUGAGGGCACUGUGGGCAAAAAGAUGUACUUCAUCCAGCAUGGGGUGGUCAGCAUCCUCACCAAAGGCAACAAGGAGACAAAGCUGUCUGAUGGCUCCUACUUCGGGGAAAUCUGCCUGCUGACACGGGGCAGGCGAACAGCCAGCGUGCGAGCUGACACCUACUGCCGCCUCUACUCCUUGUCGGUGGAUAAUUUCAACGAGGUGCUGGAGGAGUAUCCCAUGAUGCGCCGGGCCUUCGAAACAGUGGCCAUGGACCGGCUGGACCGCCUAGGGAAGAAGAACUCUAUCUUGCUCCGCAAGCGAGCUGAGCACAGCACAGGGCCCAUGAACAAUGAGAUGAUCCAGCAGAUCGUGAAGCACGACCAGGACAUGGCCCACAACAUCCAGGACCUGCAGCAGAUGGCGAUGGGCCGGGAGCUGAGUGGCAAGCCGGUGAUCUGGGAGCCACUGGUGCAUCCCCAGCAGCUGGUGAAGCACAGGAGCAUCCAGGGCCUGCCGGUGGGGCGGCUCACCCAGGACGUCCGGCUCCUCUCUGCCUCCCAUCCCUCUCUUCCCAAUAAAGUGGCCCAGCAAGGCGAUGGGAGCUCCUUGCAGCAGGGCAGGAAAUCCACUGGGAACCUGGCCCGCAGAUCCUCCCCGUCAGUAGCCGGCCUCCUCACCAAGCCAUGUCCUGGGCUCCCAGGCCAGCCAGCACACUCGCAGCAGAUGCCUUCAGGAUCACUGGUUCAACCCAGCCGUUCCGUGGCUGCAGCAUCCACCCCGCAGUCCCCAGUCUCCACGUCCAGGCAGGCAGCAGGUCCCUCCCGCAAGGGCUCUGUGGCCUUCAGCCCUGAAGUGGAAACGGGGAAGCCCAAACUCCCAUCCAACAUGUGA
Molecule: messenger RNA, 1986 nt
Organism: Chaetura pelagica (chimney swift)
Lineage: Eukaryota; Metazoa; Chordata; Aves; Apodiformes; Apodidae
Gene: HCN3
Product: hyperpolarization activated cyclic nucleotide-gated potassium channel 3
Exons: 9
Coding region: 1-1986 (661 amino acids)
Biological process (GO): transmembrane transport; potassium ion transport
Cellular component (GO): membrane
Molecular function (GO): voltage-gated potassium channel activity
Source: RefSeq, a predicted model, not a curated record